Molecule: messenger RNA, 444 nt
Organism: Tuber melanosporum (Perigord truffle)
Lineage: Eukaryota; Fungi; Ascomycota; Pezizomycetes; Pezizales; Tuberaceae
Exons: 3
Coding region: 62-259 (65 amino acids)
Biological process (GO): proton motive force-driven mitochondrial ATP synthesis
Cellular component (GO): mitochondrial inner membrane
Molecular function (GO): proton-transporting ATP synthase activity, rotational mechanism
Source: RefSeq, a predicted model, not a curated record
CCCAAAGCAAAGUCUCCGACAAAACACUUGAAUCAGAACCGAUCCUUCCCCAUCAUUCACAAUGGUCGCCGCCUGGAGAGCUGCUGGUCUUACCUACAAUAAAUACCUAUCCAUCGCUGCAAGAGUUGUGCGCAGGUCCCUUAAGGAACAGCCUCGCCUUGCUGCCGAGCGUCGUGGAGAGAUGCAACUCAAGUUUGCGAAGUGGGAGGGUGGAAAGCAGGGUGAUGUAAAAAGCUUGGCCAAGGAGUCUGCGGAGUAGUAGAGGGGGACUUUUAUCGGUUUACUUUUUUUUUAACCCCCCCCCAAUUCCUAUUAUCGUACAAGCAUGUAGAAGAUAUCUUUUUUUAAACGGUGUUUGGGGUGGAAAGGAGGGCAUUGCUAGUGUAGAAUCCACCGAUUUCACUGAAAUAGAGGCGAGAUCCUCCAUCACACCUCAAUUCCUUU